Messenger RNA from Musa acuminata subsp. malaccensis (wild Malaysian banana), 3536 nucleotides. The record is from RefSeq and is a predicted model, not a curated record. Lineage: Eukaryota; Viridiplantae; Streptophyta; Magnoliopsida; Zingiberales; Musaceae.
GUUGACCGCUACAAGUCCCCACUUGUACCGCGCGUCCCACUUGCGACGAUGAACGGGCCCUGAUCUCUCGGUACAUCACGAAUCGCAUUUUGAAUUGUCGAGUCCGACGGCUCUGAUGUGUGGCACACUGGAGGCGCCGUGAACCCGAAUUAACCCAUCCCAACCCCUCCUCCUAACCGCGGUUAAUCUGAUCUUCCCUCUAUCCCCCUUUUGAACUCCUCUCUCUCUCUCUGUUCUAGGGUUGAGUCUCGUCGCGCUUUUACUUUUUCUCUCUCUCUCGAUUCGUUGUUAAGCGUCGCCUAUCCUUGUUCUCUGUUCUAGGGUUGAGUCCCGUCUCUCUCUUUCUUUUUUUCUCUCUCGAGUCGUUGUUACGCGUCACCUAUCCUUUUUGGUACGUGUAAGUCGAACUUUGAUUGUCUCACACUUUAAUUUGCCUCCUUCUCAAACUCUAUCUUUUGUGGCUAUAAAUGAAGAAAGGAAAGAAUCCAAGUCCAUUCUGGUUUGAGAGGAUGUCGAUCUGCUGCAGUCGGAGGCGAGGGCCGUUGUCGGCGGUGAUUUAGGGUUUCUUUUCAGGUGUCGAUUGGGCGAAUUGCGAUGAAGGGAGGCGAGCAGGAUUCCGCCGGCGUUCCGCUUCCCAGCGGCCGGAGGACCUUUUGGAGGUCGGCUUCUUGGUCUGCUUCCCGGACGUCUGUUCUGGACCACUCCAGAGACUGUGCUUCUGAAGAGAAGAACACGAGCAAUGGCCAGCUACAGCACCGACCUGGGCCUCUUCUUACCCCUAGGUCUCAGAGCCAGAAGGCACGGUCUUGUCUUCCACCUCUCCAACCGCUCGCCAUCGCCCGCCGAAGCUUGGAUGAGUGGCCGAAGGCGGGGUCCGAUGAUAUUGGGGAGUGGCCACAGGCCUCCACCCCAGGUGCAAAGGCUGACGUUUGCAAGCUGGGUGACGGCCUAAGGUUAGAUCUUUCUUCACUGAGAUCCCAAGGUAAGAGAGAUCAAAUUGCGUUCUUUGACAAGGAGUGUUCCAAGGUCGCAAAUCACAUCUAUCUUGGAGGAGAUUAUGUUGCUAGGAACCGAGAAAUCCUCCGCCAGCAUGGGAUUACCCAUGUCCUGAAUUGUGUUGGCUUCGUUUGCCCGGAGUACUUCAAGUCAGAUCUUGUUUACAAGACCCUUUGGUUGCAGGAUAGCCCGACAGAGGACAUCACGAGUAUAUUGUAUGAUGUGUUUGAUUACUUUGAGGAUGUUCGGCAGCAGGAAGGGAGAGUGUUUGUCCACUGCUGCCAGGGUGUGUCAAGGUCGACCUCUCUGGUCAUAGCUUACCUGAUGUGGAGGGAAGGGCAGAGCUUUGAUGAUGCCUUCCAGUUUGUAAAGGCAGCAAGAGGAAUAGCUAAUCCCAACAUGGGUUUUGCCUGUCAACUGUUACAGUGCCAGAAGAGGGUGCAUGCGAUCCCGCCAAGCCCCAGGUCAUUGCAUGGGAUGUACCGAAUGGCACCUCACUCACCUUAUGAUCCUUUGCACCUUGUCCCCAAGAUGUUAAAUGAUCCUUCACCAUCUGCACUGGAUUCAAGGGGUGCAUUUAUAAUUCAUGUUCUCUCAUCAAUUUAUGUGUGGAUUGGUAAUAAUUGUGAGUCUGUUAUGGAGAAGGAUGCAAAAGCUGCUGCCUUUCAGGUGGUAAGGUAUGAGCAAGUGCAGGGGCCAAUCGUGAUGAUUGAAGAAGGGAAAGAGCCCUUAGAUUUUUGGGAAAACUUCCUGAAUGCACUGUCUUUGUAUGAUGGCACAAAGAUUGAGAAGGAACAAGUUGAAGCAGCUAGGUUUGUUGUAGGUAAAAGGAGAGUGGAAGCCUAUGAUGUGGAUUUUGAGCUCUUCUACAAAGCUCUUAGUGGAGGUAUUGUGCCACCAUUUGCUUCUUCAGGACACGAAUGUGAAACACACCUUCCAGCAAGAGAAAGUAGUUGGAGUGUGUUGAGGCAAAGGUUUGUAUCAGUAACCACUGGUAGAUUUUUUUCAGAUACAGCAUUGGUGAGAGAUAUCGAUACUUUCUCUGGUAGGAUGCAGGUAUUGAAUGCAGAGACAUCAAAUUCCCUGUCAUAUCCUUCUCCCAGUAGUCUUUCUUCUCCUGAUUUAAGCAUUUGUUCAAAUUCUAGUUUGGAGUCACCUUCAGUCUCUCUUUCAACAUGCUUCUCUCCUCUCAUGUUACCACCUGCAUCACAUAACAUGCGCAACUCUUUGCCACAAUCAACUGGACCUUCUCAAAAGAUUUCUGACACAGUUGACUCAUUGAAAUCAUCUGUUAGAACAAUUCGUUCUCCAUCCAAGGGGCUAGCAAAAUCUAUUGCUGAAAGAAGGGGAGGUUUUUCAUCUUUCAAACUGCCAACACUUUCCAAAGAUGCUUCACUAAUGUGUCAGAAGGCACUAAAUGCAUCUUCUGCUUGCCAAAUUACACAUGAAGUCCUAGAUAAACUUAAUAUUGAUGAAAAUCAAAAUCAUAAUGUUUUAGGCUGUGCAAAUAGUGUGGGUUUAGAAUCAGGUGUUAAGUGCUUAGCUGAAAAUGCUAUUAGUAGUUCUGAGAACUAUGAAAAUGUAAAGAGAAUUUUUCUAUGGAAGGAUGACCAAUUAUUCCAUGGUUCAAGUGGUCUUGUUGAUGGUAGAUUGGAGAAGCCAAAUCCUGAACUACCCCUUGUAUACCGCUGGCCAAGUAUGGAAAAGCUAGCAACAAUUUCCAAAGAGGAUCUUGAUUCCAGAGAUGUGUUUCUUUUCUUAAUUGAUAGUGCUAAUAGAAGUGGAGAGGCAGGUGGUUAUGUACUAUAUUUGUGGAUAGGGAGUGAAUUUGAACAGGCUGAUGGAAAAACUCAACCAAAGGGCAGCAGAGACAAACAAAUUGUUUCAAUCAAUUGGCACAAAAUUGGAUGUGAUUUCCUUGAUUCAGUUGGUCUUCCAAAGGAUCUCCCAGUUAAGGUUGUCGAGGAAGAUGAAACAGCGAAGCUCCUGGAACUGCUGAAUUCUUCUUAAGCUUGUCUCGGCAAUAAAAUGUUUUAGUGCCUAACAACGCGACCUUGCUCUGGUGCAUUUUCCUUGCAAACUACGCCCAAUGGAGUUCAUUUUGCAUGAACGGCAAUAGCAAUGCCUGGUAGCUAUCAGCGAGGAGACUGCCCAAACUUCAUCUGUUUGGAGUGCAGGUUCUGGCACACUUGGAUGUAUAUUGCCUGCUCCCCUGUAAGCUCAAACAUUGGGAACAAAGAAUGAAAGCUUUGAUUUUUUAGGACCCACCCAUUUCUUAGUCUUUUAUGCUUCCUUGCACAAUUUAUGAACCAAAUUCUACAUCUUUAUGGGUCAACUCAUCUCUUUUGCCAUCUCCUUAUGCUAAUGUGUUGUUUCUCGAGUUGUGCAAACUAUGAGCUCCAUGGAUAGAGAGUCGUUCUUAAAUUUUUUGUUUUAUUGACAUCUCAGUCGCGGUUCCUGCGAGUGAAUUGAUGAUCAUCGGAACCUUCUAUCGAUGUAUUGAGCUGCUAUGAAUUCAAUCAAGUAUUCAGUGUCGAUCA